Messenger RNA from Momordica charantia (bitter melon), 3547 nucleotides. Its product is annotated as RNA helicase family protein. Lineage: Eukaryota; Viridiplantae; Streptophyta; Magnoliopsida; Cucurbitales; Cucurbitaceae. The record is from RefSeq and is a predicted model, not a curated record. Gene Ontology annotation, molecular function: helicase activity; ATP binding; RNA binding. Gene Ontology annotation, cellular component: intracellular anatomical structure; nucleus.
GCCAACCGCUGGCAGCGCCACGUACAACGAUCGCCGCAGUGCGAUUUUACUCGAUUUAUAAAUUGAUGUCCCUCCGAAUCUUCGCCGCUUCUAGCCACUCUCUACUUAGCAAGGACCCAUUUCUCGCGCCUCGACUCUCUGUACUUCGGCCAUUCAUUUCAACGUUCGCAAUGUCUCAUCGGCCCAACUAUCAAGGCGGCCGUCGAGGCGGCUCUUCGGGAGGAGGACGCGGUGGCGCCCGACGUGGCGGAGGCGGAGGCGGUGGCGGUGGCAGAGGCGGCGGUGGUAGAGGCGAGCAACGUUGGUGGGACCCAGUCUGGCGGGCCGAGCGUCUGAGACAAAAGGCUGCUGAGAUGGAGGUUCUUAAUGAAAAUGAAUGGUGGACUAAGAUGGACCAGAUGAAAAGAGGAGGGGAACAAGAGAUGAUAAUUAAGCGUAAUUUCAGUCGAAGUGACCAAGAAAUCCUUUCUGAUAUGGCUCAUCAGCAGGGUCUUUACUUCCAUGCAUAUAAUACGGGGAAGACCCUUGUGGUUAGUAAAGUUCCGUUGCCAGAUUACCGGGCUGAUCUUGAUGAACGCCAUGGGUCCACGCAGAAGGAGAUUCGUAUGACUACAGAAAUGGAGAGGAGAGUUGGAAAUCUUUUGGAUAACUCACAUGGUCAGGGAAGAGACCAUAAUGUUUCUUCCACUGCAUCAGUUGGAGCAAGCAAACAGUUACCAACUUCUGUAAAUAGCACAAAACCUGCCUACAAGUUGGGGACUGAUACUGCAAAGGAUAAAUUUAGUGCUGAACUUCAGCAGAAACAAGAACAGAUGAAAGUAAAUUUGCUAUUCUUUUGCAAUGAUAUUCUCUCUCUCUAUACAUGUAAAUAUCGUGUUACCUAUUAUGCAUUGCAGGGAAGUGAUGGCUUGAAAGCAAUGCUGGCAUUUAGAGAAAAGCUUCCUGCCUUCAAAGURAAGUCUGAAUUUUUAAAAGCAAUGACAGAAAACCAGGUAUUGGUUGUUUCAGGAGAGACAGGUUGUGGUAAAACCACACAGCUCCCUCAAUUUAUUUUAGAAGAGGAGAUAUCAAAACUUCGUGGUGCUGACUGUAGGAUAAUAUGCACCCAACCUCGGCGUAUAUCUGCUAUUUCAGUUGCUGCUCGUAUAUCCGCUGAAAGGGGAGAAAAUCUUGGUGAAACAGUUGGAUAUCAGAUACGACUGGAAGCGAAACAAUCAGCCCAGACACGACUACUAUUUUGCACUACUGGAGUUCUACUCCGGCAGUUGGUUCAGGACCCACAAUUGACUGGUGUUAGCCAUUUGCUUGUGGAUGAAAUACAUGAAAGAGGCAUGAAUGAGGACUUUUUAUUAAUAAUUCUGCGGAACCUUCUUACUCAGCGGCCAGAUUUACGUCUUAUUUUAAUGAGUGCCACCAUCAAUGCAGACUUGUUCUCCAAAUACUUUGCGAAUGCCCCAACCCUACACAUACCAGGAAAAACAUUUCCUGUGACAGAGUUCUUUCUUGAGGAUGUGCUGGAGAAAACUCGUUAUAAUAUCAAGUCAGAGUCUGAAAAUUUUGAAGGAAAUUCAAGGAGAAGAAGGAGACAGCAGGAAUCUAAGAAGGAUCCAUUAUCAGAAUUAUUUGAGGAUGUUGAUAUUGAUACUGAGUACAAAAAUUAUAGUACAUCUACGAGAAAAUCACUUGAAGCCUGGUCUGGAGCACAACUUGAUUUGACUCUGGUGGAGUCAACUAUUGAGUAUAUUUGUCGCCAUGAGGGUCAUGGUGCUAUUCUUGUAUUCCUUACUGGUUGGGAUGACAUUUCUAAACUGCUUGAGAAAGUUAAAGCAAACAAUUAUCUUGGAGAUCCUGGAAAGUUCUUAGUUCUUCCAGUACAUGGUUCCAUGCCAACCAUUAAUCAGCGUGAAAUAUUUGAUAGUCCUCCCCCCACCAAAAGAAAAAUUGUGCUGGCAACUAAUAUUGCUGAGAGUAGUAUCACCAUAGAUGAUGUUGUCUAUGUCAUAGAUUGUGGAAAAGCAAAGGAAACAAGUUAUGAUGCUCUGAACAAGCUUGCUUGUCUGUUACCAUCAUGGGUUUCCAAGGCUUCAGCACAUCAGAGGCGAGGUCGUGCUGGUCGUGUGCAACCUGGUGUUUGUUAUAGACUCUAUCCAAAAAUUAUCCAUGAUGCAAUGCUUCAGUAUCAGUUGCCUGAAAUUCUGAGAACUCCUUUACAAGAGCUUUGUCUGCAUAUCAAAAGUUUGCAGCUAGGUACUGUUGGAUCAUUUUUGGCACAGGCAUUACAACCACCAGAUCCUCUUGCAGUCCAGAAUGCCAUUGAACUUCUCAAAACAAUUGGUGCUUUAGAUGAUAUGGAGGAGCUUACACCACUGGGCCGUCAUCUUUGCACUCUACCUCUGGACCCAAAUAUAGGGAAAAUGCUUCUCAUGGGUUCUAUAUUUCAAUGCCUCAAUCCCGCCUUGACCAUUGCUGCUGCUCUGGCUCACCGUGAUCCAUUUAUCUUGCCCAUAAAUAGGAAAGAGGAAGCAAAUGAUGCAAAGAAAUCAUUUGCCGGUGAUUCUUGCAGUGACCAUGUUGCUCUUCUUAAAGCCUUUGAAGGAUGGAAGGAUGCAAAAAGAAAUGGAGGUGACAGAUCGUUCUGUUGGGAUAACUUUUUAUCUCCAGUAACCUUGCAGAUGAUGGAUGACAUGAGAAUGCAGUUUCUGGAUCUUCUAUCUGAUAUUGGCUUUGUGAACAAGUCUAGGGGUCCAAGUACAUACAACCAAUACAGCCACGAUUUGGAGAUGGUCUGUGCAGUGCUCUGUGCUGGAUUAUAUCCAAAUGUCGUGCAAUGUAAACGAAGAGGAAAGAGGACAGCCUUCUACACUAAGGAAGUUGGGAAAGUGGAUAUUCAUCCCGGAUCUGUUAAUGCAGGGGUUCAUCUCUUGCCCCUACCUUACAUGGUUUACAGUGAGAAGGUCAAAACAACCAGUAUAUUCAUUAGAGACUCUACCAAUAUAUCAGAUUAUGCCUUAUUGUUGUUCGGUGGUAAUCUUGUACCUAGCAGAAGUGGAGAUGGCAUUGAAAUGCUCGGUGGCUACCUUCAUUUUUCUGCAUCAAAGAGCGUUUUAGAUUUAAUAAAGAAAUUGCGUGGCGAACUCGACAAGCUUCUGAAUAGGAAGAUUGAGGAGCCAGGCUUUGACAUUUCUACAGAAGGAAAGGGAGUUGUGGCAGCUGCAGUUGAGUUAUUACACAGUCAAGUUCAUCAUUAAUUCAAGUUUGCUUCUUUCAGCAUCAACUACUUACAAAUAGARUAGAACAAAAGGGUUGAUCUGUUCUUUGUGUAGGGUACCCUUAACUGAAUAUGGUAUAUAAUGAUCCCUAAUCAAUAGAGCUAUUCAUUUUGUUGGUUGGGAAUAGUCUGCAAACGUUAUUGUUUCUCAGUGAUUACAUUUUGCCAACUUAAUUACAUGCAAUUUUUGACCUUAUUGUAUUUGAAACAUCAUUAUAUUUCUUUGAUCUGUUGAUCGGAGAUUAAUAAUCCAUGGAACUGAAUGUAUCUUUCAUUUCA